Molecule: messenger RNA, 204 nt
Organism: Pseudogymnoascus destructans
Lineage: Eukaryota; Fungi; Ascomycota; Leotiomycetes; Thelebolales; Thelebolaceae
Exons: 2
Coding region: 1-204 (67 amino acids)
Source: RefSeq, a predicted model, not a curated record
AUGGCUUCUCGCAUUACCGUUGAUCAGGUCGCUGCUCAGAGCUCCUCUUCGCCAGAGACCUCGAUUACACAACAGGCCUUUGUUCCACAGCAGGCUCCAGUAUCACCGCAGGCUUCAGUAGCACAGCAAGUCCCUGUGCCACAAGCAAACCCAGUGCCACAAGCUCUACUCGGUGGUUUGUCCACCUACGAGCGAAGCGAGUAG